GAGCGUACAAGUACGUGUCGGAGCUAUGGAAGAAGAAGCAGUCAGACGUCAUGCGCUUUCUGCUGCGCGUGCGCUGCUGGGAGUACCGCCAGCUGCCCUCCAUCAUCCGCGUCUCGCGCCCCACUCGCCCUGACAAGGCUCGCCGCCUCGGAUACAAGGCCAAGCAGGGCUACGUGGUGUACCGCGUGCGCGUGCGCCGUGGCGGCCGCAAGAAGCCCGUCGCCAAGGGUAUCGUGUACGGCAAGCCGAAGAGCCAGGGAGUGACGCAGCUCAAGUUCCAACGCAACAAGCGCGCCGUCGCGGAGGAGCGCGCUGGCCGCCGCCUGGGGGGGCUGCGCGUGCUCAACUCCUACUGGGUCAACCAGCUGUCUUCCAUGCAACGCCCACCGCACGCCACCCUCACCCCACCCUCCAUCCCCUCCUCUCCCCCCUUUUAUCACCCCCUUUCUCCUCCCCCCCCCCCUGCCCCGUCUCCCCCCCCCCCUCCCUCCCCAACGCACAUCCCCCACUUCCCCAACCUUUUCUUCCCUUCCCCACUGUCCGCUUUUUCUCCCCCCACCCCUUCCGCACGCCGCCAGGACUCGGCGUUCAAGUACUUUGAGGUGAUCCUGGUGGACCCGCACCACCAGGCCAUCCGCAACGACGCGCACAUCAACUGGCUGUGCCGCCCCGUCAUGAAGCACCGCGAGCUGCGCGGCCUCACGUCUGCCGGCCGCCACCACCGCGGGCUGCUGCGCAAGGGGCACAAGAGCACCAAGAACCGCCCCUCCGUGCGCGCCUUCUGGAAGCGCAAUACCAUGCUCUCGCUGCGCCGCUACCGGUAG
Molecule: messenger RNA, 824 nt
Organism: Closterium sp. NIES-65
Lineage: Eukaryota; Viridiplantae; Streptophyta; Zygnematophyceae; Desmidiales; Closteriaceae
Source: the annotation of a GenBank genome assembly